This is a messenger RNA of Penaeus vannamei (Pacific white shrimp), 809 nucleotides long. Its product is annotated as UPF0235 protein C15orf40 homolog. Gene Ontology annotation, cellular component: cytoplasm. NCBI's taxonomy places the organism in Eukaryota, Metazoa, Arthropoda, Malacostraca, Decapoda, Penaeidae. The record is from RefSeq and is a predicted model, not a curated record.
AUUAUGAACAUCUGAACAAAUCUUUAAACUCCUUUUAUUACCACCGUAAACUCCUAUUAGCACCGCAAGCCUUGAGUAAUUUGCAUCCAUGACCUUAGCAAGAGUAGUGACAUCCCUGAGGGAAUCACGCAAUAUCUGUCUAUUUCUACCGAAUUUUGCGAAUAUUUUAGGACCGGGCAGUAGAACAAAUUCAAGAAGCAUGGGAAAGUCCAGUAAGGCGAAGGGAAGCAAGGGAAAAGAUACUCAGGCAGAUGCUGGAAAAGCUGCCUCAGACAGCCCAAUCUCUACUGAUAAAUCUGGCAAUGUCUUGUUGAAGAUUGUAGCCAAACCAGGAGCCAAAGAGAGUAAAGUUACGGACAUAUCAUCUGAGGGCAUUGGAGUACAAAUUGGUGCUCCCCCCAUGGAUGGAGAAGCCAAUGCAGAACUUGUAAAGUUCCUUGCCUCAACCCUUGGAGUUCGGAAGAGUGAUGUGAGCCUAGAAAGAGGAUCUAAAUCAAGACAGAAGACUGUAUGUGUGACUGGAUUACAAGCAGAGGAUAUAGAGUCAAAGCUUAGAGAUUUAUGUUCUUAGAUUUUUUAUUUUCUUGUUAUUUUCUUAUCAUCACAUAUUGGAUUGUCAGCUCUUCUACUAUCAUCAAAAAGUUAAAAAAGAAAUCUCAGGCAACUUAAAUGUUUGCUGCUAAAAUAUGUAUUUUGAAAAUACUGCAUUCAGUUUAUGAAUGUUUGAUACUCUGUAGACAUUUGGGAAGAUGAAGGACAUUAUAUUUAUUUGCAAUAUGUUUUUAUUAAAGUUAUUGUAUUAGAUAAAA